AUGGCAGACAUACCACGAGACCAAAUAGAGCACCACAUAGUCAGCAUUCACGAGGAUGAUAACGACGCGAGCUUCAUGGUGCGUCGGAACGGCAAGGUCUUUUACAUACAAAUUUCACCUUCCCAGUUCGUCAAUUCGCCGCUUACAACAACACAAUACCUCACCUACCUCAAUCUUCUUCGCUCUGGGGAAGAGGUCCUUGGCGAUGUCUAUGAUACGGACGUUUGCGAAUGGGUCAUGGCCCCGUUUAAGCAAUUGCUCAUCGACCUCGCCCCAACACCGCCCAGUGACACGCAACUCACUCUACAGCAGCACCUUUUCCCCGAAUUCUUUGUCGUUGAUCUUACUUUUACCAAUGAGCAACCCAUCCCGCACCGCAUAUUUCGGACAACGCCGCCUUGUCGGCCGUCCUUUGUCCGAUUUGACGACGCCUUUCUAGACGAGCUGGAGGAGUGGACACUAUUCUACGAUCCUACCAACAUCACUUUACGCUUUACAAACCCCGAGGAUGCGCUUUUCAAGCCCCCGAGAACGAUUCUUCUCCCAAAAUGGCGAGACAUGCUUCUUCAAACCCUGCCACUCAAGCGUUGA
Molecule: messenger RNA, 591 nt
Organism: [Torrubiella] hemipterigena
Lineage: Eukaryota; Fungi; Ascomycota; Sordariomycetes; Hypocreales; Clavicipitaceae
Source: the annotation of a GenBank genome assembly